Molecule: messenger RNA, 2285 nt
Organism: Myxocyprinus asiaticus (Chinese sucker)
Lineage: Eukaryota; Metazoa; Chordata; Actinopteri; Cypriniformes; Catostomidae
Product: rRNA N6-adenosine-methyltransferase ZCCHC4-like
Exons: 13
Coding region: 112-1569 (485 amino acids)
Biological process (GO): rRNA methylation
Cellular component (GO): nucleolus; cytoplasm
Molecular function (GO): nucleic acid binding; zinc ion binding; rRNA (adenine-N6-)-methyltransferase activity
Source: RefSeq, a predicted model, not a curated record
AAUACCUGACGUCAUAUGUGUGCGACAAGUGUGGUUGUCUAAUAUGGCAGCCUCCUUUCAGGCAUGUGUGUGAUGUUUUGAUUUACAAAUAUAAAAUUGAAGCUGGCAAGCAUGGGUAAAAUAGUGGAUGAAAUCGCGGACAGCAGCGGAAUAGAAGUGAUUAUUGAAAGCGACAAAACGGCACCACGGUGUCCACAUGGACCAACUCUGUUAUUUGAAAAAACUAGCAAUGGAGCGGGGAAAGGAAGGAGGUUUUACGCGUGUUCGGCUUGUCGAGACAGGAAAGACUGCCAUUUUUUCCAAUGGGAACACGAGAAGAUAUCAGAGGCAAGAAUGCUUGCCAGAGAGGAACAGAACCACUCCAAGAUGCCCCUUUUCACUCAUAAGGAAUACUGCUCAAGAUUCAGAGAGUUUGUUUCACUGCCGCUGGAGCAGAGGAGAUUCUGUGUGGAUUGUCAGCUGUUGAUCCUGCCAGGGGAAUGGGCCAAUCACACAAAACACAAAACACUUUCAGAUGACAUCACAGUACAGAGGCUGAGAAGGCCCAGUCAACUACUGUGUCCCCUGGAGAACAAGAAGUGUAAUGCACAAUAUCUGUUUGCUGACCGCAGCUGCCAUUUCCUCCUGGACAUGCUCUCUGGGUUAGGUUACCACAAAAUUCUCUGUGUGGGGACACCAAGAUUACAUGAGUUAAUUAAGUUGCGGAACAUGGAGGGAAAGAGUCAUACCAUGAAGAGUUUAUUGCUGGAUAUUGAUUACAGAUACGGCCAGUUUUAUGGGCAAGAUGAGUUCUGCCACUAUAACAUGUUCAACCAUCACUUUUUUGAUGAAGAGGAAGCGGUGGUGUUUUUUCAAGACUUUCUGUGUGAGGAAGGAGCAGCAAAGGUAGUCAUGGUAGCAGACCCUCCUUUUGGAGGCCUAGUGAAGCCACUAGCCAGCAGUUUCUUCAAGAUAUCAAUGACCUGGAAAAAGCUUCAGAAUAAUGAGAGUGAUGCAGCUGAGAUGCCGAUUAUCUGGAUAUUUCCGUACUUCUUUGAGUCUCGUAUCCUUGAGUGUUUUCCCUCCUUCUCCAUGUUGGAUUACCAGGUUGAUUAUGAUAAUCACCCUCUAUAUAAACAUGGCAAGACCGGCCGGAAACAGUCACCAGUACGACUGUUCACCAAUCUGAGUCCCAAAGAAAUCAUUCUACCUGAGGACGAGGGUUACAGAUUUUGCUGUGUUUGUGAAAGGUAUGUUUCAGCAGGAAACAAGCAUUGCCCGAAAUGUGACACAUGCCCAUCAAAGGAUGGGCGAGAGUGGAGACAUUGUGAUGAAUGUGCACGGUGUGUGAAGCCUUCGUGGCAUCAUUGUUCCUCAUGUGCUCACUGUGCCCUUCCUGAUCACCCUUGUGGGCAGAGCCAAAUAGGCUGUUACAACUGUGGCAGCCAAAACCACAAACUCAGAGCCUGCCCUAAGAAACACAAUAAACGCAGAAUGCAAGUGAGGGGUGGCUGUGGAGCUCAAGGCUUGUCCAAACACAUUGCCAGCAAAUCCACUGCUAAAAGCAAGAGGAAAAGAACAGUUACAUGAUCUUACAUGCAGUGCACCAUGGGAUUAAUUGUUUUGCAGCUCACCAAAAAUUGCACCAAAAUCACAGUGUGAAAUGAGAGCUUAGUGUUAAACCAACUUUUUUUUUAUUUUAUGUAUCUUGUCUCUGCUCUGGUUAGACAAACUACCAAAUUGCAAGCUGAUCCUACACUAGGCUUGCCUCAGUACAGUUGACAUCUUGUGUGAACAACCAAAUCAACAGUGUCUGUGUAACGGUCCAAAGAAGCUUUAUUCCAGCUUACUUGUCUUAAACAGUGGCAAUCUAUGUAUAAAACCUCUGAAUAGAAUUACUAUGGUCUAUACAAAAUUUAAAAUGUCACAUUUUGUCUUCCAUGAAAAAGAUAGAUUUCUAUUAAAUGUAAUAAAUGGACAUUUAAACUUUUUUUUUUUUUUCAAAGAAAGUAAUACCUUAAAAUCAUGUCAUACUUUAAAGGAUUGAGAUUUUUCUGCUUUUAAAAACCAAAACAUUUUUGUCAGAAAUUGCCAGUUUCUAGAAAUAUUCAUAUUGUGCUUAUUUAACAACAACAAAAACAGACUAUUUCUUACUUCUUCAGUUGGCUUGAAUUAUAAAUAGUCUUGAAGUUGCUUCUAGUCAGUGAAGAUGUCAUUCUUCAUUACUGGGAUUACUUGUACUUUUUUGCUUCCAAAAUGUAGAGCAAUAUACAAUGCCUAGUGUUAUUAAAAACUUCUCCAGCUAA